CGACGACCUGCUGACCCUCUUGACCCGGCAAGGUGUAAUGUCAUGUCAUGUCAUGUCAUGGUGGAGGGAGCGCGGAAAUUCCUCAAGACCUCUGCCUCCAUCGGUGGAUCGAUCGAUCACGCUUAUUUAAUGGCCUUCGCUCAAGUUGCAUACCAGGCAAAUUAAGAGGCGCAGGAAGGCAAGCUUUUCUUUUCUCACAGCAGGAAGCAACAAGCGGCAUCGAUCGAUGUUCCCCGUCUUUCUGUUGCUUCUUUUGCUUCUCCGGUCGGCAUCGGCAACAACAUUCAGCCACUGGACUGAUGUGGAUGCCUUGUUGGCAUUCAAGGCAAGCAUAAACAACCAGCGGGGUGGUGUUCUAGAUGCAUGGAACACAAGUAAUACUACCACUACAUUCUGCCACUGGCCUGGUGUGGUUUGCAGCCAGCACAGCAGGGUCACGGCGCUUAACCUCACUUCCCAGGGCCUUGGUGGCAUAAUCACGCCUUCCAUUGGGAACCUCACAUUCUUGAAAACUCUAGACCUCAGCCUCAACAAUUUGGAUGGUGAAAUACCUCCAUCAAUUGCUCGUCUCUCUCAUCUGCGAUAUCUUGACUUGUCCAACAACUCACUUCAUGGUAAUAUACACCCUGGCUUGAACAAUUGCACCAGUCUUGAAAACAUCAACCUUGGAGCAAACCACUUCACCGGAGAAAUUUCCCCUUGGCUUGGGCUUGGAGGAUUGUCCAGUCUCAAGGUUAUACGACUAUGGAACAACAACUUCACUGGAACCAUCCCGCCAUCACUUACCAACCUCUCAGCACUGCAAAAUAUCGAUUUCACAACAAACCAAUUACAAGGUGACAUCCCUGAGGGCCUUGGUAGGAUCACUAGUCUCAACAUGAUUCAACUGGGUCAAAACCGCCUCUCAGGCAUCAUCCCUGCAACUUUCUUUAACCUUUCCUCUCUAACCGGUUUCAAUGUGGCGGUCAAUGAGUUGCAUGGUAAACUUCCCUCAAACUUGGGGGAUCGCCUCCCAAAUCUCAAGUACCUAUUACUCGGCUUGAACCACUUCACAGGAAACCUUCCGGCUUCUCUUGUCAAUGCAACUGAGAUUUAUACCUUAGAACUGUCAUCCAACAACUUCACCGGUAGAUUGCCUCGAGAGAUUGGAAUGCUCUGCCCGGACACCCUCAGUCUAGAAGUGAAUCAGCUAACGGCAGCUACUGCUAAGGACUGGGAGUUCAUGACCUUGUUGACAAACUGCACACGUCUCGGUACACUUGACCUUUAUUUCAACAAUUUAGGUGGCGUGCUGCCAAGCUCUGUUGCCAACCUAUCAGCACAACUCCGAGAGCUAGAUGUUGGAUACAAUCAGAUUUCUGGAAAGAUACCAUUUGGCAUAAGCCAUCUUGUUGGGUUAAAUCAACUGGACCUCUCAAAUAAUCGUUUUACCGGUUCCUUGCCCGACGACAUCGGGAGGCUAAAUCUGCUCCAGGCUUUGUAUUUCGAAAACAAUCUAUUCACAGGUUACUUGCCAUCCUCCCUCGGGAACUUGACACGGCUAGUAAUUCUUCCUGCAACCGGCAACAAGUUUGAGGGGCCGCUUCCAACAAGCCUAGGUAGCCUCCAGGAGAUGACUAUAGCAGACUUUUCACACAAUAGGUUCACAGGUCCAUUGCCUAAGGAGAUCUUUAACCUGUCGUCUCUGUCAAAUUUGCUAGACUUGUCUGACAAUUACUUUUUUGGUCCUCUUCCACCACAAGUCGGCAGCCUGACAAACCUUGCAUACCUAUAUGUAUCGAGGAACAACUUAUCAGGUCCCCUACCCAAUGAACUUAGCAACUGCCAAAGCCUGACAGAACUCAGAUUGGACCAUAACUCCUUCAACAGUAGCAUUCCCUCAUCUAUCAGCAAAAUGCAAGGUCUGAUGUUGCUAAAUCUUACAAAGAACACACUCUCUGGUGUGAUUCCUCAAGAGUUAGGGCUAAUGGGUGGCACUGGAGAGUUGUAUCUCGGACACAACAACCUUUCUGGCCAUAUCCCUGAAAGUUUGGAGAACAUGACAUCAUUAUACCGGUUAGACCUGUCAUUCAACCAUCUAGGUGGCAGAGUUCCAUCACGGGGCGUGUUCAGUAAUGCAUCUGGGUUUUUGUUUGGUGGUAAUUUGGGGCUUUGUGGUGGAAUAUUGGAGUUACAUUUGCCCCCAUGCCCGGCAGAAUCCAUGGGACAUGGUUUGAGGAAACACCAUUUCAUCACUACAGUAGUUAUCCCAAUUAUUGCUGGCAUAACUCUGUGUGUGAGUUUCGCACUUGUUUUCUUCACAAUGAGAAAGAGAUCGAAAGCUCGAUUGACAGCCGUACAAGGAUUUCAACUGAUGGAUGACCGUUAUCCAAGAGUUACUUAUGCUGAACUAGUCCAUGGAACAAGUGGCUUUGCUUCAGACAAUCUAUUGGGUGGAGGAAGGUAUGGAUCAGUGUACAAGUGCUGUUUGCUGCUAAGAAAUAUGAUGACCACAGUAGCUGUAAAGGUUUUUGAUCUUCAACAGGUUGGCUCUUCAAAAAUCUUUAUAGCUGAGUGUGAGGCACUUAGUAAGAUCCGCCAUCGUAAUCUGAUCAGCUUCAUAACUUGUUGUUCGAGCUCUGACACGAACCAAAACGACUUCAAAUCCAUUGUGUUCGAGUUCAUGCCUAAUGGGAGCCUAGACGGGUGGAUACACAUGGAUGUGCAUGCAUCACAUCAACUCCAAGGCAUGACAUUGAUGCAGAGAUUGAAUAUCGCAGUGGAUGUUGCUGAUGCGCUUGACUAUUUGCACAACAGCUGCGAACCACCAAUAAUUCACUGUGACUUGAAGCUGAGCAACAUUCUUCUCGACGAGGAUCUAGUCGCUCACGUCGGGGACUUGGGCCUCGCAAAGAUUCUUGCUGAACCAGCCGCGGAGCAACUGAUUAAUUCACAGAGCUCGGUUGGAAUACGAGGAACAAUUGGAUACGUCGCUCCAGAAUACGGCCAAGGUGGUCAAGUUUCUUCAUGCGGAGACGCAUACAGCUUUGGAAUUGUCAUCCUCGAGUUGUUUACAGGGAUGGCACCUACUCAUGACAUGUUCGGAGACGGGUUGACCUUGCAGAAGCAUGUAGAGGAUGCAAUUCCAGGGAUGCUAAUGCAGAUUGCUGAUCCAGUCCUGCUGUCCAUUGAAGAAGCUAACGCGAACACAGUGGAACAUGUCAGCAAUGCCAUAUUCUCCGUCAUGAAGGUUGCGCUAUCAUGCAGCAAGCAUAAUCCGACAGAGAGAAUGCGCAUCAGAGACGCGGCUGCUGCGAUUCACAGGAUAAGGGAUGCUCAUGCACAUUAAGGUAUACUAGAUGACAUAACGAGGAAGCCAAUAAAUAUAAGAUAUAACUGCGCAUAAACGCAGGUCCUUUUUUGCUGAAACAAGUGUGUCACUCACGCGCUUAAUUGGCUUUGUAGUGUUUAUUAUGUAUUCCAGUCUAGGUGUGGUUUAGCCUCUAGCUGGCCCUGUUUGGUUAGCAUGUUGAUCUGUCCUUUGCAGUUGUGCUUGUCUAGGUGUGGCUCUCGUGGCGUGGCUUGUAUGUGGGGAAUAGUUUUGUACGGUGAACUAGUAGUCCCAUAUCCAUAUGUAUUGGUCAUUGUUGGCCCUGGCUUUUCUAAA
Triticum aestivum (bread wheat) is the source of this 3646-nucleotide messenger RNA. RefSeq names its product probable LRR receptor-like serine/threonine-protein kinase At3g47570. Gene Ontology annotation, biological process: protein phosphorylation. The transcript is spliced from 3 exons. The record is from RefSeq and is a predicted model, not a curated record. Gene Ontology annotation, molecular function: protein binding; protein kinase activity; ATP binding. Bases 227 to 3328 code for a protein of 1033 amino acids. NCBI's taxonomy places the organism in Eukaryota, Viridiplantae, Streptophyta, Magnoliopsida, Poales, Poaceae.